AUGACAAACCUUCAGCCGCCCAAGACAGUUAAAGAUAUCAGAAGCUUCCUAGGACAUGCUGGUUCUACAGGAGAGGAGUGUCACAAGGCUUUCACUAAGAUCAAAGAUGCAUUGGUCAGUGCGCCAGUGGUUCAACCUCCAAACUGGGAACUACCUUUUGAGAUAAUGUGUGAUGCAAGUGAUUAUGCAGUAGGAGCAGUGCUUGGGCAAAGAAAAGACAAGAAGCUACAUGUGAUCUAUUAUGCCAGCAGAACACUUGAUGAGGCACAAUGCAAGUAUCUUUUAUCCAAGAAAGAUGCCAAGCCAAGAUUGCUGAGAUGGAUACUACUAUUGCAAGAAUUUGAUCUUGAGAUCAAGGAUAGAAGAGGAGCAGAUAAUGGAGUAGCUGAUCACCUUUCAAGGAUGAGAGUUGAAGAAAACCUACCUCUUGAUGAUAGGCUACCUGAAGAAACAGUUUAUGCAGCUGAAGCUAGCAAUAAGCAUGGACAACUAGCCAUCACAGGCCAGGAACAAAGAUCUCAUCAUCAAACACACCAUGGUUUCGCCACAUAG
Molecule: messenger RNA, 552 nt
Organism: Microthlaspi erraticum
Lineage: Eukaryota; Viridiplantae; Streptophyta; Magnoliopsida; Brassicales; Brassicaceae
Source: the annotation of a GenBank genome assembly